ACCAAUGGCCAAAUUGAGAAAACCCUAAAAGUUCUAAAGAUUUUUGGGAACAUUUUGUAAAUCAAAAUCUAUUAUUUUCUUUUUGUUCCGACCAAAUUAGCACACAAAUUGGCCGUUCGUUUCUUUGCCGGGAGGCGAAGCUGUCCUGUCAACAGCCGCGAGAGAGAGGGCUCUCUCUCCCCUUUUUGUUCUCUAGCUCAUUCUUCCCUCUCGAAGCCCCACCCCCCAUUUUUUCCCAUUGCUUUUACUUCAAGAUUAUAUAUAUUCUCCCUCUCGCUCAUCUCCAUUAUCUUCUUCCUUCGGAUCAAUUCCUCUUUGACAUGCGCAAGUAAUCAGGUUUAGUUAGCGCACAGCUUGGAAAAUGGCUCAAGAGUUUCCUGAUAAGGAACAUCUGCUCACUCGUAUCCAACAAUUGGAACAUGAACGUGAUGAGUUAAGAAAAGACAUCGAACAAUUAUGUAUGCAGCAAGCUGGUUCUAGUUACCUUUCUGUGGCUACUCGAAUGCAUUUUCAAAGGACAGCUGGCUUGGAACAGGAGAUUGAGAACCUGAAACAUAAGUUUGCUGCUUGUACCAGGGAGAAUCACAAUCUUCAAGAGGAGCUCGCAGAAGCCUACAGAAUAAAAAGUCAGCUGGCAGAACUGCACAGUUCAGAGGUUACAAAGAAUUCGGAAUCAGAGAAGCAGCUUAAAUUUUUCCAAGGUUGUGUUGCUGCUGCUUUUGCUGAACGGGAUCAUUCCAUUAUGGAGGCUGAGAAGGCGAAGGAGAAAGAAGAUUCAAUGUCACAAAAGCUUAAAGAGGUCCAAGAUAGGGUAGAAGAGCUGUCUUCCGAUUGUUGUAAACUGAGGGAAUCUAACGAUACACUAAGCAUUAACCUAGCCAAGCAAGAAGAGGAGAAUGAGGUCUCGAAACAGGUUAUCAAUAAGUUUUAUGAGAUCAGGGAGAAGUAUUUCGAAGGAUUUGAAAAUACUAGCUGGGACGAAAAAUGUCGAUGUCUUUUACAUGAUCCUCCAGAAAUGUGGAGUUUUAACGACAAUUCAACGUCGAGAUAUAUAAAUUCUUUGGAAGAAGGGCUGGAGACAAUGAAGAAAACAGUUGACAAUCUUCAAAAUAAGCUACGGAUGGACGUGGAAAUUGAAAAGCAUUUAAAGCUGAAGGUGAAUGAUUUGGAAUUGAAGCUGAUCCGCAUGGAUGAUAUGGUUAAAAGCAAGAUAUCAGGGUUUUAUCAAUACUAUUCUCAAUAUCGAGAUCAUAUAUUGAAUUUAUUGGACAAAGAAAAAUCAAAUAUAAAUUCAACAAUAGGAGAGAUUGAAGAAAAGAUUACACUAUAUGGCCGGGAAUUUCAGAAUUUCAAGGAUUCUGAAAGAGAGCUAAAAGCAGACAAUGAUUUACCGGAUGAGCAUUUGAGUAUCAAUGCCAAGAUGAAUAUUCCUGGCUUACCAGAUUCUGUUGCUGAUGAAAAUCUUGAAGCCUCUGGGGCCCUUGCUCUGGCACUUCAAGAAAAGGUUUCAGCUUUGUUACUUCUUUCACAACAGGAAGAGAGGCAUAUGCUGGAGAGAGAUGUCAAUGCAGCUCUUCAAAGAAAAACAGAGGAGCUCCAGAGAAACUUACUACAGGUUACCCAUGAAAAAGUAAAAGUGCUUAUGGAGCUGGCACAAGUAAAGCAAGAACUUCAACUACUUAAAGAGAGAAGUGUUCAUGACCAAGGAGCCGACACCGUGGAUAGGAAAGUUGUUACUCACGAGAGGGAGGGGAGACUAAGAGGCUUGCUGAAGGGUUCAUAUCUGAGGCGUUGGGUAGGUACACCAGAAAUUAGUGGAAGUGAAGCUGCAGCUCACUUGGAUAAUGAAGAAAAUUACUCUUCUCGGAAGUCUGGUGUGGAUUUUGCUAGAAUGAAAAUUGAAAAUGCAACUCUUAGAGAAAGCAUUGAAAGCAUAGAGCACCUGACCUCUUCAACUCACAGGCUUCGUCUCUCCCUUCUGAAGGCCAAAGAGUCUGUUACUUCUGAAGGUCCAGCUACAAGUGUGUUGGAAGCUCUCAAAGACAUAAUCAACGAAGCAAAACUCAUAAAGACUGCACUUAGCAGCUCUUUACCCAUUAGUUGGUCAGGAGAGGUAAAUACUGGAUCCGGUAGGGAAACUUUACAUGAUUCAAGUGAUGUUCUAGGAGACUCUAACCUGGGAAAAAUAGAUUUUGUCUCUGCUGCUGGUUUUGAGAUGGUUGAGCUCCUUAUUUUUGUUGCUGAGUUGUUAUUGAAGGAUCACACAGCUGAAAGUGGUUCUUGAUAUGAAACUGAUUGAAUUCUCAAUCACUUGGCCUUGGAUUCUGGCAUGCUUAUGAUGCUGCUGUCCAUUUCAAUGCUCUGCAGAUUGAUGGAUGAGUAAAUGAUGGGGGACGAGGGUAGAAGAAAACUGAUGUACCUUAGGAAAUGAUAACAGGAGAAAAGAAAAUGAAAAUCUGUGCAUUACUGUAGGUUUCUGUCGAAUAUACAAACUGUAAAUGCAUGUAUCCUGUAGUCUAUGGCUUUGAUGGAAUCGCGUUGUCGAAUCCACAUUAUAUGCUCCUAGACAUUGUUUACAUUUUUCAUAUGUAGAUUGUUUGAUUGGGUUAAGGUUGUGUGACACAGAUGGGAAAACAAGUGUAGUCUGUUCAAAUUUACCUGUCAAUACAAGAUUUCUUUUCUAA
Messenger RNA from Momordica charantia (bitter melon), 2684 nucleotides. RefSeq names its product myosin heavy chain-like protein (gene MEE13). Lineage: Eukaryota; Viridiplantae; Streptophyta; Magnoliopsida; Cucurbitales; Cucurbitaceae. The record is from RefSeq and is a predicted model, not a curated record.